Molecule: messenger RNA, 801 nt
Organism: Aspergillus chevalieri
Lineage: Eukaryota; Fungi; Ascomycota; Eurotiomycetes; Eurotiales; Aspergillaceae
Gene: SPC24
Product: kinetochore Spc24 family protein
Exons: 3
Coding region: 1-801 (266 amino acids)
Source: RefSeq, a predicted model, not a curated record
AUGGCAGAUGAAGAAACAAAACCGCGUGUGUUGAUCCUCGUGCUUUUCGUCACUUGCGGAGGGCCAACAUGUGGCGGUGCAGGGUCCGUGGCGCUGUGGCUGUUGCUCCUCCAACCUAAACGUCAACAAAAUAACAAACCAUCGCCGACCACCAUCAACGCAGACCAUUUGUUACUGAACGAAUCGACUAGGGCCAAAAUGCUUCUCGAUGAGGACCCCUCUACUCUCAUCCACCACACAAUCGGCAACUUCAACAUCCACCCCGACAAACAAGCCGUAACGCGCAUCAACGAUUCCCUCUCUACCCUCCAACAAUCCCGCGAACUGCGCUCCCGUGAAGCCGAAUCCGUCCUCCGCAAGCUCUCCCGCAACCUCAACUCCCUAAACGCGCAACAUGAAGAAGCCGUAAGCGCGCACGACUCGGGGAGGCAUGCGCAGGACAUUGUCGAGCUAGACACGAAGAAAUUCCGAAUUGCAAAGGCGGCGUCAGAACUAGAGAUUGAAAGCGAGAGACUGGAGAGUGAGUUGGAGAUUUUGAAGGAAAGGUUGGCAGAUUUGGAGGCGCAGGGACUAGAGGGGGAUGAGGGUACGAGGAGAGAGCGGGAAGCCGAUGAUGCUACGAUUCUUCGUCUCAAGAUCUACCGUUCUCUGGGCAUCGACAUUGAACCGGACGAGGCCGGAAACUUCACCAAGGCCGUUAUUCGCAACAGUCGGAAGGGUGAUGUGCACGUGGUUAAUGUCGACUCGAAGUUCUCACGAUUUUUCUACUCCAACUACUUCUGGGGGACUAUGCAGGGAUAA